UAUAAGUUUCUCUUUUGUAAUUAUACUCCUGCAAUGGCAGCUUCCAUGAGAUUUGGAUUGAUUGUACUGGUGAUAACAAUACUGUGCUUUUUAUCAAAGACCCAGUCUUCAAAAGAAUCCUCAAUUGUGGAUAUUCCUGAUUUUCAACACAAUGCCACUGUUCUAAAGCUGGCAAACUAUGCUCUAACAGACUGGAACUUUGCCCAUAAUGCUGGUCUUGUAUUUCAGAAAGUGGUGGGAGCACAAGUGCAAGCAAAAACAGGCAAAGAGGCAAUCUAUUAUAUUUUGAUUCAAGUUUUGGAUGCCAGCUCUUUUGUGGUAGUUUACAGUGCUCAAAUAUUGUAUGAACAAGGCAUGGGAGAUCCUUGGGUGCAGACAUUCACCCCUCUACUUCCACCUACACCUCUCUAAUUCUUUUAUAUGCCUUUUCAAUUAGCAGAGUAUGGAAUCUGUUCGUUGUUUAAAGUAUUGAUGAUUUUUUUUUAAAUUCUAUUUGAAUAACAUGAUAUAAGAUGAUAGUCAUCUGUUUUCGG
Molecule: messenger RNA, 533 nt
Organism: Cryptomeria japonica (Japanese cedar)
Lineage: Eukaryota; Viridiplantae; Streptophyta; Pinopsida; Cupressales; Cupressaceae
Exons: 2
Coding region: 34-411 (125 amino acids)
Source: RefSeq, a predicted model, not a curated record